AAAAAAAGGGACGCGCAUCAGCCCUUCUCUUCUCUGACUCGUCACUCAUCUCUCAGCCCUCGCGCAACAGUGGUGGAAGCAGGCCCCGGCGUGACUCACGGCGGCGACAGCAGCGACCAACCCUUCUCUCUCAUCACAUCUCCCUCAUCUGAACUAAAGGACGCAUUUCGGAACAAAUCAUCAGUGGUGGAAGAAGGCGCCGGCGUGACCCGCGGAGGAAGAACGCUAGUGGCGACGGAGUAGAAACCCACGGCGGCGGCGAGCAACCCUUCAGUCAGUGGCGCAAGAGAUUUGGCUUGGUGCUCUGCUGUGUUGGAACUGCAGUCUAUAUUAUAGUAUUGUGAAAUUGGAAGUCUGAAUUGAACUGCAGUGUAUAGUAUUGUCAAAUUGAACUGCAGCGUAUAUCAUAGUUUGGCAAACAUGUCCUCACUCCGAAACUCCAUUCCCAGUCGUGCUCACAAAGAGCGUUCUCAACCGUCAGCGAGGAAAAAAUUCGGCUUGCUCGAAAAGCAUAAGGACUAUGUCCAACGUGCUAAAGCAUUCCACAAGAAAGAGGACACUUUACGGAAACUAAGGGAAAAAGCGGCUAAUAGAAAUGAAGAUGAGUUUUACUUCAAGAUGGUUAGAACAAAAACAGUUGAUGGAGUUCACAGACCAGAGAGUGAAGCAAAUAAGUACACUCAGGAAGAGCUUAUGCUUAUGAAGACGCAGGAUAUGGGUUACAUUCUUCAGAAGGUUCAGAGUGAGAAAAAGAAAAUUGAAAGGCAAACUGCCUCGCUUCACUCUAUUGAUAAUCAACCUGCAAACAAACAUGUUUUCUUUGCUGAGGACAGGGAAGAGGCUAAAGAGUUACAAUCAAGAUAUUCAAAAAGUGAAAUUCCUUUUUCUAUCGAUCAUAUUCCUGCUGGCAUUAAGAGGAAAACAGAUCGGUCUUAUAAAGAGUUGGAAGCAAGGAAGGAUAGACUUAGCCAAAUAGAGAAAAUCUACAUGGACAUGGCAAUGAAGAAAGAGUUGCAGAAAAAUGGUAGGAAACGCAAACUAACUGAAGAUGAGAUUGUCUGUCCAACUAGUCAACCAGUAUACAAGUGGCGUGUUGAAAGAAAGCGGUGAUUUUCAUUUCUUUUUUGCCUUUUUACUAUUUAGCACAAUGAAGAAGGAGAUUUUACAUGUAGAGGAAGCAACAACGUUCCUAGUAGCAGAAUAGAAUGUCAUAGAUGAUUACAAUUCGUUGAUCAUGUAACCAUUUUCUUUACUCUUUUGAGUAUUCUUCUUUGAUGUUGUGGCGACUAAAUUGUCAUGUUAUUGUGCAACUGUUCCAUGUAACUGUCAUAGUACCUUUCAGAAAAAUAAAUGAAAUAAAGUAAAUAAAAAUGGAAUUUAUA
This is a messenger RNA of Vigna unguiculata (cowpea), 1382 nucleotides long. Its product is annotated as putative U3 small nucleolar RNA-associated protein 11. The record is from RefSeq and is a predicted model, not a curated record. Lineage: Eukaryota; Viridiplantae; Streptophyta; Magnoliopsida; Fabales; Fabaceae.